Cryptomeria japonica (Japanese cedar) is the source of this 1215-nucleotide messenger RNA. RefSeq lists its product as uncharacterized. NCBI's taxonomy places the organism in Eukaryota, Viridiplantae, Streptophyta, Pinopsida, Cupressales, Cupressaceae. Bases 114 to 719 code for a protein of 201 amino acids. The record is from RefSeq and is a predicted model, not a curated record. The transcript has 4 exons.
CAGAGCUUUUACUUUAUCCCUUAUUAUGCAUCUCAGUGCUUUAUAAGUACCGAAAACGUAUCUUGCAACUCAUUUGUGGGUAAUAGGAAAAUCAGAUUUUAAUACAUUAGAAAAUGCUUUCCUUAUCACUUCAUCCAUUAGCAGGUUACAGUGAAAAUCUGUCAGCAGGGAAAUCUUCUGCCAAAUCUACAUGCUAUAAUUUGUUGUUUAAUUGUUCGAGGAUGAGUUGUAAGACAAUUUAUUCAGAAUCUUCUUCAAAGUUUGGUGGAUUGAAUUUGUGGGUAACAAGAAGUCGGACUAUCUCAACUCAUGCCAAGAAGAAGUCUAGCAAACCUCAGCUGGUUAAGGAGAGUUCAACCACUGGGGAUGAUAUUCUUGCCGGUUUAAACGAGAUCUCAAACGAAGCGGUGAAAGCUAUGACUAAGCAAAACUCAGAGGCAAUAGAGGAAUUGAAGGACAAAGUUGAUUAUUUGGAAAGAUAUUUGGUUGAGGAAGGUGAAACUGAAGCUGCAAAAUUUAUGAUGAUAAUUGGAGGAAUGCUUAACCAUAUAGUUCCUGCUGAAAAAGAUGAGCUAAAUGAUGUUUAUAAGGCUGCUCUGAAAAAGAUGUGGAAUAUUGUUGAGGAUUCAGGAUGGAUUCUUAAAUUUGAAAAUGAAGAAACAAUGCAAGAGAUGGUUGAUGAUGAUCUUAUACCACCUGUGCUAAAUAAACCUUACUAAAGCUUGCCAUCAUUGGAAUGCACCAAAACUAAUGCAGUCUUUGUGGUUGAUUUAGCUCAAUUGAGAAGCUAAUACGGCUUUUGCAAGGUUGUGAGGCAAAGUUGCUUGUGCUAUAGAAGUUGGAAAUAAUAAUAUCCAAUUAGAAGAAUAGUAUAGAUGUGCUGAUAAGGGCAGAGAUCAUAAGGAGAAUUAAAGCGGCCCCUUGUAUCUAAAUGGUUAGGAUAAGGUCAGUUUUGAACCUAUUUGGCAAAUUUCAUUUCCGAUUACAGUAUCAGUACAAGAUAGGAUGGUAAGAGAGUUAAAUUGGAUUAGCCUCUGUUGCAGAAUCUAAAAUACUUGUGCCUUACAAAUUUAUCUCAUGCAAGGCAAAAGUUCAAUGCUGAUUCCUUUAUUACCAGAGGUUUGUAUCAAUAUGAAAGGCCACCUUAACAAUGAUUAAUUGGAUGCAAUUGGAAUUACCUAGCUUAGGUUUAAUCUACGGGUCUAAUUACCUUGA